Lynx canadensis (Canada lynx) is the source of this 5617-nucleotide messenger RNA. It is a transcript of the gene STUM, whose product is annotated as stum, mechanosensory transduction mediator homolog. The coding region runs from base 69 to 482 and encodes 137 amino acids. NCBI's taxonomy places the organism in Eukaryota, Metazoa, Chordata, Mammalia, Carnivora, Felidae. The transcript has 4 exons. The record is from RefSeq and is a predicted model, not a curated record.
GCCGCCUGAGCUCGGCGCGGAGCCCGGGGCCCGGAGCCGCCGCCACCCGCCCCUGGGCGCGCCCCGCCAUGGAGCCCUCGCACAAAGACGCCGAGACGGCGGCGGCGGCGGCGGCGGACCCCCGCGCGGCGUCCUCGUCCAGCGGGGUGGUGGUGCAGGUCCGCGAGAAGAAGGGCCCCCUGCGCGCCGCCAUCCCCUACAUGCCCUUCCCCGUGGCCGUCAUCUGCCUCUUCCUCAACACCUUCGUGCCGGGACUGGGGACGUUCGUCUCGGCCUUCGCCGUCCUCUGCGGAGCCCGCACCGACCUCCCGGACAGGCACGUGUGCUGCGUCUUCUGGCUCAACAUCGCGGCGGCCCUCAUCCAGACCCUCACUGCCAUCGUCAUGGUGGGCUGGAUCAUGAGCAUCUUCUGGGGCAUGGACAUGGUCAUCCUCGCCAUUUCCCAAGGCUACAAGGAGCAGGGCAUCCCACAGCAGCUGUGAGCCCGAAGGAGAGCCGAGAACUCCGGGGUGGUCCGUGAGGGCCGCACCAGGCAGCGGCGGGCACAAGGACCCUUACGUCUUCUCUUCUGCCGUGUCCUGGGUUUGGAGCGCCAAGUGGGGGCGAUUUAGAAAGAUAUUAUUUCGAAAAACAAUCUGCUUUCCUUGGCUGGCUGUGAGGCUGCCCACCCCUCCCCCUGCUCCAGAAAGACGCGGGAGCCCUGAGCAUCUCAAGCGGGGUAGGGAGUGGGGUCCGGGUUGCUGACAGCGAAGCUGGCAUCCUGGGCUCACCCCUGCCUCGCACGGCUCCCUGGGUCCCCCUAAGCGUCUCCUGACCCUGCCUCUCCCUUCUGCAGCCCACGCUUCGCCCACUCCUUCCUCACGCCUGAAAUCUCUGGGCCUGGUUGGGUUUCGAUCUUUGCUUCCCUGGAAGGAGGCCAGUGACCCCCGCCCCCCCGGACCAGAAUCCCCAACGAAGGCCAGAAGCUUUCUCGUUACACUUAACUCCGCUUCUGGCCCGCGGCCCUCUGGAAAUCCUCGGGGCUGGACGGUCUCGGAAUUCCAAAAACCCGGAUCCGAGAAAGAACGAGAGCGUUUACCGCCCGUUUCCUGCUGCCCAGUCGGGACCAGCUCCCUGCCGUCAAGCACAGGACCGUUUCUGCGGAGAGACGUGUGAACAGUGGCCGAUUGGGAUCAAUAAAAACGCCAGAUAGCGUCACCUUGUUGGUUCAGGUCAGAUUUGGGCCUCAGGAAGCGACAGAAGGAAACCCAGCAUUCGAGAGCGUUCGGGGAUAUAGAGCGGCAAAAAAAGAAAACCGUAGGAGUCGUGCCCUUCUCUCCGGAAACCCCUCUUGCGCACGAGUCCCCGGGGACGUUGCUGUUGUGACGGGGGUUCCUCCCACUGCAAAGGGACAGUCGGGGCCUUUGCGGCACCUGCGUAAAAGAUUGUGAGUUGGAUCCUGGAGGGGGAGGGGGGCAGGAGCUCACGGAAGUUGUUCGGGCCACUGCGGGUCGAGUGUUGAUCUGAGGUUAAGAGAAAGGAGAUCCAGGGUCACGUGACAGGUGGACAUCUGCACGCCCGUUUUCGUCUCGGGAAUUGCUAAACCGUGGGUCUGGCUCCAAGCUGUUUGCGGGCCUGGGGCUCCCCGUGGAGAAGUGGAACCCCCCACCCUCCCCGGCCGCAGCCCCUACCCACCACCCCCAGCCCCGAGUCGGAGGCGGCCCGAUCCGGCCCCUCUGCCAGCCGCUUGGCUUUGACCAACGCCCGGUCCUCUCCCGGGCCGCCCGGGGCCGGCCUGCACUUCCUAAACCCCUGGCCGUGUCCGUCUUCCUGUCCUUUCCCCCCUGACCCAGCCAGGCCUCUCUGCUGCUGCUUCCGUGUUUGCGAUCCUCUGUGUUUUCAACGCGUGGGACCAGGCUUGGUUUUCUGCAGAAAGGCAGAACCUUCCGGGGGUGAAGACGGCGUCGUCUGGGCCAGGAAGAGACCAGGAGGCUGCUGGGAGCAGAGGAUCUUGCCUUCCGGCCGCGGAGGGGCAGAGAGGAAAGAGCAGUCUCCGUGGCACGUUUAGUGGCAGUCCAGACACAGGCGGGGUUUUCCUGGGUGACAAGUGUCACCCUGAGCCCGGUGGGGGCGGCCUACUACAGGGCUGGUGGGCUCGGAAGGCCCGUUCCCCUGGGCACCCCCGCCUCCGAGGCUCCCCUCCGCUGCCACCUGCUUCCGAACCGGAGAGUCCGUGAGGAUCGCCUCACCGGGGAGCAGCCCACUGUGGCCUGAGUGUCACCGUCAUCAGGUGACGGCCAGUGGCCAGUGGCCUCCAAGGAGUCUGAGGUGGCCGCUCGGGCUGUUGGAAGUUCAGCGAUUCGUUAAACGGCAGCCAGCUGCAAAGCAGGGUUCCCGUGAGCAAGUGACGCAGCACAGGGCGAUGGCCCCGAGGUCCCGGGCUCACCCCAGGUGCGGCCUCUCGGUGCUCACGCUUCUGCAGGAUGCCCCCCAGCCGGGUGUCUGGGGGGGACCUCAGGCACACAGAGAAGGCCGCAGCACACGGGAUACCCCCAGGACCCUGAGGUGGCCCUCGGACCUGAGCGGCAGUUCCUGGGGCAAGAAGGAGCCACCGGGACCCGGGGGCAUCCCAUGCAUGGUGGAGACGGUUCAGUUCCGAGUCCGCGGUAAAGUUGAGGACCUCCGGCCGGGAGGCCCAAGCCCCGUGGGAGCGGCGGGGGACGGGGGACGUCGGGCCCCAGUCCCUGCACCCUUCUGGCCGCUGUGGGGCGGGGGCCACAGUGGGGCCGACACGCUCCAGCUGCCCCUCUGCCCCGGCUUCAGAAGCGGCAGGCCUGGCCUUGGAGCCCGUCCCCGGCUGCACUUGAGGGGGCGUACAGAAGGGACCAGGAGCAAGCUGCCUUCCCUGUGUGGCCCCAGAGCCGUGUGUCAGCCCGACGACGGGGGGGGGGGGGGGGGGGGAGCUAGCCCUGAGGCCAGCGCAAGGUGGGGCUGAGUCCCCAGGAGGAGAGAAGGCCUUCCGGAGGCCUGGGGCUCUCCCGGGGGAAGGCUGUCCCUUUUGCCACAGCUCAGCUCUUUAAAAUGCAAAAGCAGGUCUCAAAUGCUUUUUCCCGAACCCCCAUCCCUGCACAGAGGGGUGAGUUUGUGAGGGUUACUUUGGUUUUGCCUGGAUCCUGCGCCCCGGGCCCCUCCGGCUGCCACGACACUCGCUGUUCUCACCCCGUUGGUGGCAUUGGCAGAGAAAGCCUGUGUGUGUUGCGUCAACCGCUUAGGGACCCGGAACUUAGACCCAAGCCCCCCAGGUGGCGGCCGCAGACCUUGUUCAGCGUAUUUAUUACCCCCGCUUGCUGGUUGGUUCGGAGGGCUUUCCUCAGAGGGACCGCAGGGGGGUCCCAGCUGCACUGUGACCCUCCCUGGAGACCGUGACUUUGCACUUUGCAUGUGCGGGAGCCGUCUGGAGCCGCUGCUGACCGCGAACCUGCCCCGGGGCUGAGCAGAGACGGGCUUCCUUCUUCUCAACGGUCCCCCCUGUGCGCGGCAGGCGGUUCUCGAAGGCGGGGCUCCCCCCUGCGUUUGUAUCCAGAGAGCACUCCGUGGACGCUGGUGUGGACUGACGGGGGUCUCCCGGCGCCCUGGCCGCCACGCCCUGCCCUUCCCGCCCUCAGGGGGAACAGCAAAGUGAGUGGAGGCAGGAGGGGCGCCUCUCCCCACGGAGGGCGCCGUGUGUGUCGGGAUGGCGAGGAGGCCAGGCAGUGGGAGGGGAGGCCGGGAGCGGCCUGAGCAGGUGGGCGAUGUUCGGGCUCCCGUGUUCUUCACCCGCCGGGCUCCGAGGGCUUCAGAACGCUCACGGGAUCGCGGGCGUGCAAGCCACGUGGGACCCUCCUGUGGCGAUGCGUGGGGCACUUCGGGGUGACUUCCAGCUUCCGUGCCGUUCGUCUCUCCUCCCGGCUCGUGCCUCCGUUUGACCAUCUGUAGGCUGGGGACAAGGGGGGGCUGGGCAGCCAACGCUGGUCGGUCCCUUUCUCUCCGAGCCAAGGGCCUGGAGGACGAGCCCAGCCCGGGCGAUCCUCGAUUCCACGGUCCCGUUCCGAUCCUGUCACAGCGGGAGGCAGAGGACAGGGUCGCACGAGUACGGGUCCUGUUUCCAGUACAGCUUGUCUCUCCUCGGCUUUGGUCCCCGGCCCUCCCUUCCUGCCUGGAUUUGCCAAAAUGCCAGCCCCCGCAAUCCAUCCCGGGCCACUGUCACCGUAGGUGAGGCACACAGACACAUGCACGCUGUCACACACGCGUGCAACACCCCACGCACACACACGUGUGUUCACAGCCCCUUUGGCGGCUGGGUGAGGACGGGACUGUCUGGGGACUUAGGACUGGGUGUUUCACGUCCGCAGAGGGGCCUCUCACACCCGGGAGCCAUCCCUCCGGCGUGGCUCUGGCGGGCGCAGUUCCCCUUUAUCAUCUGCAGGGCCCUGGGCCUGGAGCUCUUCCUCCUGGGGACCCUUGGCUCAAUACCCCCACCCACCAAACCCAGCUGUGCUCGUCCCCCACGCCUGGCUUGUGGGAGGGACAGCGUGGGUCUGCCCAGAGCGGCGGGGACCGUGAUCCCUUUCUGGGCCCUUCUGGGGCUAGACGGUCCUCUCCUCUGAGGCUCCUUUUCCCACAACCCUCCCACCGGCCCCAGGACGGGACGCAGCGGGGAGAGAAGGGGACGGAGGUCAGGCCCACCCCGCCUUCUGGGUCAGCGCCUGGCUGGGCGUCCCCACCGGGAGCAGGCGAUGGUGCCGUAACUGGCCCGGGCACCCUGUGGGAGCACUUGGCUGGCCCUCUGCACAGGCCGAGUGAUAGGCCUGUCGUAGCUGGUGCCAAGCUUUUUUAAACAACAUACAUAAACACAAGCCUGGGUGUGUGCAUAUUAGCCGAAUUUAUAUUUGGACGAGUGUUGUGUUGAGACUUGGAGUUUUUGACCCGUGAUGUUUGGGUCUCUCUUACUUCUGUUAUAGCGAAUCCCUGUACGUUUCCGUGGUUUCUCUGGCAAGACCCGCUGCCCGGUCUCCCAGGGCUCUUCUUUCUACUCCUGCCUAGACCCACAGCGGCUUCACCCCACCCGCGGCCACUUCCCUUGGGGUCCUACGAGCCUGCCAAGGGGGUUUUUCCCGGCGCAUUCCAUGGAUGGGAGCCUUCCUCGGUUCUACAAGAGGGAGAAAGUCUCAGGUUGGGACCUGGGGAAGCUUCCAGACUGCAGCCUGGGGCCCAGGCCUGCAGCUUUGCCUUCCCAGUGUCCUCAGGACCGGAGCCCUCGGCAGGCCCGCACGACACUGCCCGGGGCCCCUCUGCUGCACGGGGACCCGCGCCCCUCGAGGCGCCGAGCAGGGCCCCGACUUCCCCAGCGCCCCGCCAGCUUCAGAAGUCACAGCCCAAACGCCAUGCCGUAUAUGUCAUGGCAGACAGCGUGCAUGACGCUAGGAACCUGUAUACAUAGCCCCGUGUACAUAUUUAUAUAUUCCUAUUAUAAAUACACAAAGCAUGGCAAUCCUUUGCAUUCCAAAUCUGUGUUUUUUUUAAAUCCUGGAAAUACAACUUUAGACACCUUUUCUUCCUGUUUCUCUUUUCUAUGUAAUAAACGUUCAUGUGACCUUUC